GCCUUCCUCCUUAGCGGCUUGUCUUGUAACGCGAGCUGUGAUUGGCGGAGGCCUCCUCGCUCUGUACUCCGUUGUUCGGGCUUGAUCUGCAGGCCGCACAGUCGCUGACCGACAGGUCCCGGGAGCAGCAGCCAGGAUGAGUCUGGCGGAGAGCAGAGCCCCGCGGAAGACGGCGGGAAACCGCAUGUCCGGUCUGCUGGACCGGGAGGAGGAGGACGACUUCUACAAGACCACGUACGGGGGCUUCAAUGAGGAAUCUGGCGACGAUGAGUAUAACGAGGACCGCUCUGCGAGUGAGGAUGAGGUGGACUCCGACUUCGAUAUUGACGAAGGGGAUGAGCCCACUAGCGACCACGAAGACGAUGAGCCUAAAAGGAAGAGGAGGGUGGUAACCAAAGCCUAUAAGGAGCCAAUUCAGCUGCUGAAGCCUAAGCCGAAACCCAAACCAGAACCAGUGGCCCCCAGCGUGCCCAGGAGUCGCCCAGAGAAGCCCCCACCCCAGGAGACCCCUGAAGAAAGCGUGGACAGCCGGAAGCAGAUGCGCCAGUCCACCACCGAGCACACACGCCAGACUUUCCUACGCGUGCAGGAGAGACAGGUCCAGUCCCGAAAGAAGAAAGGUCCUCAUCCAGACAGGCCUCUGACCCAGGAGGAGCUACUGAAGGAAGCCAAGAUCACAGAAGAGAUCAACAUCCGCUCGCUGGAGAAUUACGAGCGCCUGGAGGCUGACAAGAAGAAACAGGUCCAGAAGAAGAGACGCUGCGUCGGGCCGACCAUUCGCUACCACUCUGUGGCUAUGCCGCUGGUCACGGACGUGACCGUAAAGGAGGAAAAUGUGGACGUGGAAGGGUUAGAGCAGGAGCAGACGGGCGAUUCCUCCGCAGCGCACCCUGUGGGCAAGUCCUCCCGCACCUUCAUCACAUUCUCCGACGACGAGGCCUUCUACCGGAUAUUUCCCAAGAACAAAGCUAAGUUCCCAUUCCGAGAGCUGUGUCCUGUCACCCAUAAGCCUGCCCAGUACAGGGACCCCAUCACAGACAUCCCUUACUACAAUGCCCGCGCCUUCAAGAUCAUCCGGGAAGCUUACAAGAAAUACAUCACCGCUCACGGGCUGCCCAACGCCGCCAUGGCGGCAGCUAUGGGCCCGGCCACCUCUACAGCUGACAGCAGCCAGCGCAACACAAGGCAGAAAAUCGUUAUCAAACAAAACAUUUCAGGAACAUGAUGAUAUAGACACUUGCUGGAGCGAUCGGGCUGUGACGCAGUGCUAGGUGAUGUCGCUCCAGCUGUUACUUUCAUAUUUAUUUCCAGGAUAUGGAGGCCCCGCUGUGCGCGCAUCCUGGAGCCUCAGGUGACUGUACGGUUAUAAGUCCAUUGAUGGUGCAUUUAUCUGAUCAUGUGAGAGGUUUCUUUAUCCAUCUUUGCCACAUUUAGGGUGAAGCUGUGAUUCCCACAACUGAGCAUGGAGAAUGAUACCCUCCAAGGCAUCAGGGAAUGGUCCUCAUGUACACUUCGCUCACAUUGGCUUCCUAAUGUCCAUUAGAACAUGAAAUAAAUGUGAUAAUUUUUUUUA
Pseudophryne corroboree (corroboree frog) is the source of this 1573-nucleotide messenger RNA. RefSeq names its product vacuolar protein sorting 72 homolog (gene VPS72). Gene Ontology annotation, cellular component: nucleus. Gene Ontology annotation, molecular function: ATP-dependent H2AZ histone chaperone activity. The record is from RefSeq and is a predicted model, not a curated record. The transcript has 6 exons. Gene Ontology annotation, biological process: regulation of DNA-templated transcription; chromatin remodeling. Bases 137 to 1225 code for a protein of 362 amino acids. Lineage: Eukaryota; Metazoa; Chordata; Amphibia; Anura; Myobatrachidae.